AUGUUGUACACUCACUCAGCACGUCGGUGUCGGACUCUACUACAUGCACCCCCUUUCGCUCCCCUUUACGGACGAGAAGCAAAGAAUUUCCUGGUGCCAACUCCCGAACAUGGCGAGUUUGGACUUCAACAGCAGAACCUCCGAGACGAAGCAGCCUAUAAGGUGCAAUUGGCCCAGACUCGCAUGAAGAUUUACUAUGACGACCAACAUUCCAAACUCCAGGACAUCUCUGUGGGAGAUUUCGUCUACGUCAAGUUGGCAAAACCAGGAGACCGAGGAUACCAUCUGAACAAUCAGACCAAACUCUCAUUUCGCAAGACCGGCCCCUUCAAAGUCUUGGAAAAAGCUGGGCCUCUUGCUUACAAAAUCCAACUCCCCCCAUGGCUGAAAUGGAAUCCAGUCAUCUCUGUGUCUCACCUACAUCCAGCGAAGGAUGAUACUUUCCAACGACCCCAACCGACGCCGGGAGCAAUCACGAAAGACGGCAUCAAGAAGUUUACAAUCGACGACAUCGAGGCCCAUCAAGUCACGGCCAAAUCCCCAGGAGAGCGCAAGACGAUGCACUGCAAAGUGAAGUGGCUAGGUUACGAGGAACGCACAUGGGAGCCAGAAGAGGAACUCCAAAGGAUGUUCCAAGGUUGCUGGAGCAGUACCAGGGAAAAAUUGACAAACCCCCUCCAGGGCAUUUUCAGGCAGCACAGUUGUAACACGGGCGCUAUUUUAUCUCGUUCCAAGUACUGGAGCGGUACUUGGUAA
This is a messenger RNA of Thyridium curvatum, 756 nucleotides long. RefSeq lists its product as uncharacterized. The record is from RefSeq and is a predicted model, not a curated record. The transcript has a single exon. Lineage: Eukaryota; Fungi; Ascomycota; Sordariomycetes; Thyridiales; Thyridiaceae. Bases 1 to 756 code for a protein of 251 amino acids.